AUGUCUGACCCCUACAACCAACAAUCCCAAUACGGCGUCUACCAAGGCCAGCCCAAGCAUCAAAACUACAACCAGCAGAGAUACAACCAGCAAGCCUACGGCCAACAGGGUUACCCUCAGCAAGGCUAUAACCAACAGCAAGAGUACGACCAGCAAGUAGCCCGCUACGGACAAAACCACCAACAAGCCGCCUACGGCCAAGAAGGCCAGCAACAAUACGGCCAGCAGCAGCAACAAGCCUACCAGCAACCCCAAUACCCCCAAAGCGAAGGCCAAGACGGCGAGCGCGGCAUCGGCGGCGCCAUCACGGGCGGUCUCGCCGGCGGCUUCGGCGGCCACCAAGUGGGCCACGGGUUCCUGGGCGCGAUCGGAGGAGCGAUCCUGGGCAGCUUCACCGAGGACAAGCUCAGGAAGCACGAGCAGGAGAAGAAGCAGCAAGGGUCGAGGCCGCACAGCGCGCAGGGGGGCAGGGUGGGCGGGGGAGGAUUCUCGGAGAGGUUCAGCGAGAAUGUGAGUUUUGGUGGGUUUGGGGGGAAGAAGAAUUGA
Letharia columbiana is the source of this 546-nucleotide messenger RNA. RefSeq lists its product as uncharacterized. The transcript is spliced from 2 exons. The record is from RefSeq and is a predicted model, not a curated record. Bases 1 to 546 code for a protein of 181 amino acids. Lineage: Eukaryota; Fungi; Ascomycota; Lecanoromycetes; Lecanorales; Parmeliaceae.